GGUUCGGCUUGGCUGUUUCUGGCUCUUUCUGUUACUUUUCAAAUUCUUCUAUCGACGCUUGCAGCCCCAAUAGAUUGCCAAAAGAACAAUGUAGUCUGCUUGGAAGAAAUAAUGAAGGAACUCACUCAAGUUCGAUUUGAGAUGAACAUUCUCACAGAGAACAGAACACCAAUGAAAUGUAAGCAAGAUAUUCUUCGCUCACUUGUAUUCAGAUAAUUCCAUCUUUUCUUUGUUAUUACAUUGUGCAGCGUGGCACAUUUCAUCACAGGAUUCUUAUUGUGCAGGAUGGCGAUGACAAUUUAUGUUUAAGAGGUCAAUCUUGCGGUUCUAGAAGGCAAUCAUUUCGCAGCGGAACUCUUAUGUUAUGCAAUCUUCUGUUCAAGCUGCGGUGUAGCAUGAUAUUAAGAAGCAAAGAGCGUAUUAUUUAUAUGUUUACUUUCGUGUUUGGAACUUUGUAUGGGCGGUAGACUAUUUUUAGCAAGCACAACAAAGGUCGAAUAGAGGAAAUGUUACACAAUGAAAUGGGACACAAUUUUUAAAAUUAUGUUUACACGUAUUACCUUUUUUUUUUUUUUUUUUUUUUUUUUUUAACGGAAGCAAAAAACUGUGCCGAGCUGUACAAAUCCGGCCGAAGGAUUAGCGGUGUUUACCCGAUCGACCCAGAUGGUUCAGGCGCCUUCAAUGUAUAUUGUGACCAAACUACAGCCGGUGGAGGAUGGACAGUGAUCCAGAAGAGGAUGGAUGGCUCUGUUGAUUUUAACCGCACCUGGGAUGACUACAAAGAUGGUUUCGGUAACUUGGUCGGUGAAUUUUGGCUCGGACUGAACAAGAUAAACCGCCUGACACGAAACAAGACAAACAACAUGCUUCGAGUAGAUCUGGGAGUAACCACUGACAAAACUAUUCACGCUGAGUAUGGCUGGUUUGGGAUUGGGACCGAGACAUCUAAAUACCGGUUGUACAUUGGCAAUAUUACAAGUUAGUCAACCUUUUUUAUCAGCCAUCGUUGGUCUUAACAUAGUUUUUCCAUCUCAUCAUCUAGGGGCUCCCACGUAACCUGCAAAAAAAUGGUUUGUUCCUACCUAUUGCCGUUUGGCUAUGUUUGCUGUUAAUUCUACUCAUACAUAAUUGGGUCCUCGCUCCUUUGUGGAUAGUUUGCUUCCGUAACCGUUAGAGAUAAAACAGUAACUGAACUUUGCUUUAGAAAAAAUGUCAAAUCUGAUCAUUUACCCGACUGCGAUCUAUCCAAAAAGUUUGAUAUUUUUCCCUACCUUGAUCGAUAAAAGUUAAUCAAUUGGUCCUUCCGUAAGCGAUUAAAAUUAUUGUUUAUGAUAUCUAAUGCUAAGAUUAAUUUAUUUCAUCGAAACGGUAUAGGGCUAUUGUCUAAACCUAGUUUACAUCUGUUUGAUUGUUUAUUUUUUUACGACAAAAAUCAAGCCUGAGGCUUCACAGGCGUUAUCUUGAUCCUAAUAUAGUGGGAAUUCCUUUUUUUUUUUUUCCUGUUUUGAACAGAUGCGACUGUUUCUUACGAUUCACUCGGUCCUCACAGAGAUCUCGUUUUUGGUACCUGGGAUAGAGAUCCUGCCAAUUGUACUCAAAAUAGAGGCGGAGGCUGGUGGUAUGGCAACAAUAGUGAUUGUGCUGUUUGGUCAAAUCUCAACGGUAUUUAUCGGCGUUGUCGAAAUGAAACCUGGGCCGAUAUCCAGUGGGCAAAAUUAGUUCCUACCAGUGCCAAGGGCAGCGCUCCUUCUUCAACUGGAAUGAAAAUUAGACCAGUGGACUUUUUUUGA
This is a messenger RNA of Pocillopora meandrina, 1790 nucleotides long. The record is from the annotation of a GenBank genome assembly. NCBI's taxonomy places the organism in Eukaryota, Metazoa, Cnidaria, Anthozoa, Scleractinia, Pocilloporidae.